AGUGGGUCAUGUUGACUUCGCCCCUGGCACGCGCCUUGCCACGUUUCUUAUUUGUCCUGGUUUCAUUGAGGAAACAGUCCUUGCGCCUUCUCUACUUUUGCGAUCUUUUGCAAUCACAUCUCGACUCAAACUGUUCAACUGACGAUUCCCACCUAUACUAUUCACUACAUGGCAUACCACUCCAUCGUCGACCGUGCUUCAGGAAGAAAUGUCGCGGUCGUUUUACAGAACAUUGCAAACGGAAAUGUCAUUGUCGAUUACUCAGAUCGCCGACCGGUAGUUGAGGCGCUCAUCCAGGACCUCAAAGAAGGCGGAGUUGCGAAAAACUGGAACGAGCGAGAACGAGUUUUUGCACUUCAGGCACUCAAGACACUCGGCAGGGCUACUGAGGGUUGCGACGCCAUCUUCACUGAGGAGGGGAUUCGGACCUUGAUGUACCACUCGGGCCUUCAUAGCACAACAGAAGCAAGCAUUGACAGGACCAGCUCCAGAGAGGCAUUGAAGUGCCUUGCGAACGCUCUAUUGCUCAAACCGACCACAAGACCUGUCUUUGAUCGCCUCGAGGGGCCACGCCAAUGCAGCCAGCUACUUAAAAGAUCCCAGCUUUCCAACGAGUCUCAGUUUCUUUUUAGUCGCAUCCUAUUUCUAAUGACCAUUGACGCGAUUUCGACUGUGAAGAGUCUCAUCGACGAUCACCAUGCGGUAGAUAGUGUGGGUGUAGUGCUGAAGACUCAAUUGGCAAGGUCGCCCGAUGGCACCAUGUUCACGCAGUCCAUGGUGCUAAGUGAAGCACUCAAGUAUUUAUUCAACCUGAUGAUUGUGGAUCCAAAAAUCGAACGGAGUGAUGAAGCAAAAUUCACGGACCAGGAAAUGAUAGAGGCAACAGGAAAAAGAUUUCAGAGCUUGCUGCCCACGAUUGUGUCAAUCCUGAUCACUAUUCCGCCUUCCAGCCCUAACCCUCUACAGCCACCUCACUCCCAUGCUAUCCAUGUCCUCUUGAAUUUCCCAAUCUCAACGUCGGCCCUGCUUGUCACUCGGUCGCAGCAGGCAGAACUGCUUAAUGUGCUUACUCAAAUUUUGGACGACACCCUGAAGCAUUCGUUAAACACAGAUGAGGAAGUCUCAACAGAUGGACUUAGCAACGGAACAGAGUUAGAUGAAAUUGUGCCUCCCUUGAUCAUUGUUCUGACCAAUAUUGCAUCGGCAGGAGGCGAAGGCAAGGCAUUCUUGAAAGCCAGACUCUUGCCGGAUGAUGUGGAUCGGUCCAAACCUCUCGAGAAGGGGGACUCGUUCUCGGCAAGGCUCAUUCGACGAAUGACUUCGCUCCGUUUUCCACAGAUCAGGGAAACUAUCAGCCAAUUACUUUUUGUUGUAUGCAAUGAAGACCCUGCCGUUUUGACACGCCAUGUGGGGUACGGUAAUGCAGCAGGAUUUCUCUUGAAUAGGAAUCUUGGGGUCCCAGCAUCUGUGACCGGUGCUCAUGUGGAAGAAAUAGACGAGGACCAAGCAACGACACCACCCAAGUCUGCCUUGUCUUCAACAGCACCAACAGCUCCUGCGGCACAUGCAUCAUCUGACAUAGAUUCGGGUGCGCCACCAACCCGCCGAUUUUCCACAUCCACAUCGGUUAACCCGAUCACAGGAGCUUACUAUCCUGAUCCAUCGGCGAUCCGCACCGCCAUGGCAGAUAUGACUGAGGAGGAAAAGGAAGAGGAGGCCGGCAGAUUGCUGGACAUGUUUGACAAGAUGCGCCGGACGGGUGUGAUGGAUGUUCGGAAUCCAGCGCUGGAAGCUGGGCUGAGGCAGAGGGAACGAGACCGGUACUAUGAUGAGCAGGAGCAACGGGAGCAGGAGGAAGAAAAGGAGCUGGAGAAGACCUACGGAAAGGUGUGAUAUGGCAAUGGCCUUUCUACUCUCCUUCCUGGUUCUUUCGUAGAGGAGUUUCCUCCCGAAUAUGAUGCUUGGUUUGUGUGAAAUCCAUUGAGGCAAAAGGGUAUUACCUUGAAACAGGAAAGCAGGGAGAAGGAGAGAAAGGUGUGUGGCUCAUGCGGAUGUACGUAUACGUAGUGUCUGUGGGCAAGAUGACAGCAAAUGGCCCAGCUUAUGGACAUGCACCCGUCGAUCUAAUAAAUCCAUCCACUUGAUUGCAGACACUCAAACACUUAAACACUCAAACACUUAAACACUCAAACACUUAAACACUCAAACACU
Gamsiella multidivaricata is the source of this 2211-nucleotide messenger RNA. RefSeq names its product guanine nucleotide exchange factor. The record is from RefSeq and is a predicted model, not a curated record. Gene Ontology annotation, cellular component: cytoplasm. Lineage: Eukaryota; Fungi; Mortierellomycota; Mortierellomycetes; Mortierellales; Mortierellaceae. Bases 169 to 1893 code for a protein of 574 amino acids. Gene Ontology annotation, biological process: G protein-coupled receptor signaling pathway. The transcript has 9 exons. Gene Ontology annotation, molecular function: guanyl-nucleotide exchange factor activity; G-protein alpha-subunit binding.